AUGACGACGAGCGACAACGUGAACGGAUGUUUUGGAGACACGAAGCUGACCAAAGUGUUCGUAGGAGGAUUGGCUUGGGACACUCAAAAAGAAGCAAUGCAUGAUCAUUUCAUCAAGUAUGGUGAUAUCUUAGAGGCAGUCAUCAUCUUCGACAAACUCACUCGCCGUUCCAAAGGCUACGGCUUCGUGACUUUCAAAGAUGCGGAAGCCGCGAAGAGGGCUUGCGAAGACUCGACUCCGAUUAUCAAUGGGCGCCGUUCCAACUGCAAUCUUGCCUCCCUCGGUGGCCGUCAUCGUAGAUCCCCCACCGCCAUGGCCUCUCCUCAGGAAGGAUCAAAGAAUGUGAGUAGGGCCACGUCAGGACAUGUAGGGAAUAAUCAAGCUCAAUGGUACUACCCUGCGGGAUUCACACACCAGCAACAUCAACUUCAACGACAACACCAUCAUCAUCAAGCCGUUCCAUUCUAUGGGUAA
Brassica oleracea var. oleracea is the source of this 474-nucleotide messenger RNA. RefSeq names its product probable RNA-binding protein ARP1. Gene Ontology annotation, molecular function: RNA binding. The transcript is spliced from 3 exons. Bases 1 to 474 code for a protein of 157 amino acids. Lineage: Eukaryota; Viridiplantae; Streptophyta; Magnoliopsida; Brassicales; Brassicaceae. The record is from RefSeq and is a predicted model, not a curated record.